Molecule: messenger RNA, 1515 nt
Organism: Penicillium egyptiacum
Lineage: Eukaryota; Fungi; Ascomycota; Eurotiomycetes; Eurotiales; Aspergillaceae
Source: the annotation of a GenBank genome assembly
AUGCAAUACAUCCAUCCCUCUCAUCUAUACACUCGCUUAAUAGACACAAUACCCACAGCCUUGCCUUGGUCCUCUGGGGAUCCAUCAGUGAAAGGAGAUCCCACAAAGAGUGUCAAAUGGAUUGAUGGCCUUCGAGGAGUCGCCUCGUUCUUAGUAGUGCUAACCCAUCUCGCCCGCGCUUGGGACUAUGCUCUAUUUUCACCACGCGAUAACGAGAACGCCAGUCCACGAAUUCUCCAAUUGCCCAUCCUACGCAUCCCCUGGCAAGGCCGCCUGGGCGUAACCAUCUUUGCCUUCCUAACUGGCUACGUCUGCGCGCUAAAACCACUCAAACUGUCGCGAGCAGGUGAUACAACAAGGGCGUUCGAAACGAUAGCAAAGAGCGCCUUCCGUCGACCGCCACGUCUGAUGUUUCCGGCGACGAUUGCUCUAUUCAUUUCGUGGACUGUCGCGCAAUUCGGCGGGUUUAUAGUUGCCAAUAGGUCCGAUUGCUGGUGGUGUCGCUAUGCGGCACCGGAUCUGGCAGAUUCCUUUUGGAAAGAACUUAUUCGUCUACCGAUGAAUUUCUUGUCGACUUGGACGACGGGAUAUAUGGCAUACGAUGAUCACCAGUGGGCGCUUCUACCGCUGCUUUUGUCCUCCAUGUUGGUUUAUCUUGUGCUUUCUGCGACUAUGUUCGUCAAGUUUCGGUAUAGGGUUUUGGUCUAUAUUGGCUUGUUGUUGUAUUUCCAUCAGGAUGCAGCCAAGGAUAUAGGUGAGUGUUGCUUGUGGAAGAAAGCACGUAUGAGAUUCAUAUGUAGUGCUUGCGGGGGACAAAAUAAACCCAUUGCUAAUGCCGAUUCUAUAGAGACAUUCCAAAUGCAAGCUAUCUACGGCAUGCUCCUCAGUGACUUCUCCUACCACACAGCCCUCAAAGACUGCAUAGAAAAACAUCCGCGAGGCCGGAAGGUCCUCACCAUCCCGCUCACUAUUGUCGCAUUGCUCCUCGCUUCAUACCCUGGUGAACAUCCCGAAUGGGCCAGUUGGUCUAACGCGAUGCUGAAGGCAAGCCAAUAUAUAUUCCCGCCAGGAGUCAACGUCGGGAAGCGCUACACCGCACUCGCAAUUGACUUGAUCAUCCUCGCCAUCUUUUUCUCCCCUUCGACGAAAGACUUCCUCUCCAGCAGACUCCUCCUCUGGCUCGGCAAGCAGAGCUUCGCCGUUUACCUUGUCCAUGGCACCAUGCUGCGUGUUGUGCUUUGCUGGAUGCUAUAUGGUAUCAGCGGUCAGCCGUGGGAGGGUCCUGAGCCGUCGACUGAUGACGAGCGCGACGACUGGUUGCCUAUCCGGCCGCCCUGGGUCGUUGCUAUUAGUAUUCCGGUCUGGAUCGGGCUUGUCUAUCUCAUUGCUGCGUUAUGGACGGCGUAUGUGGAUACAUUCUGUGCUUCUCUGACUCAGAAGCUGGAGAGGGCUGCUUUUGUUGAGGACGAGAAGACGCCGUUGCCCUUGCAAUCGGUCCCUAUGCAGACGACAUGA